Rubroshorea leprosula is the source of this 978-nucleotide messenger RNA. NCBI's taxonomy places the organism in Eukaryota, Viridiplantae, Streptophyta, Magnoliopsida, Malvales, Dipterocarpaceae. The record is from the annotation of a GenBank genome assembly.
CCUUCAUUCUCCAUUAUUGCCCUUUCAUAUAUUUCUCUUCUUUCGUUUAUAUAUAUCUUCUGCAGCGAGAAAAGGAUGCUGGGUCAUAUUGUGGGCAACUUCAAGGCAGUUGCCACCGGUAUGGUUGGCGGGGGAAAGAAGGUCAUGGGUACUGCUGUUUUGAUGAAGAAGAAUGUUCUGGACUUCAACGACUUCAAUGCAUCAAUUAUCGACAGGCUUGAUGAGUUGAUCGGGCGGAAAACUAUUGCUCCUUCUACUAUAAAACCGAUGAAAUGAUUCAACAAGAUCCUGAACUCCAAUCUUGGUGGAAAGAAUUGAAAGAAGAAGGGCAUGGUGACAAGAAAGAUGAGCCAUGGUGGCCUAAAAUGCAGACUAGGGAAGAGCUGAUAGAAACCUGCACCAUUGUCAUCUGGGUUGCCUCUGCUCUCCAUGCAGCAACCAACUUUGGUCAAUACCCUUAUGCUGGCUACCUCCCCAACCGCCCCACAAUCAGCAGGAGGUUCAUGCCAGAGAAGGGCACCCCUGAAUACGAUGAGCUUGAGGCAAACCCGGAUAAGGCUUUCCUGAAAACAAUAACUGCAAAGCUACAGACACUCUUGGGCAUCUCCCUCAUCGAAAUCCUGUCAAGGCAUUCAUCUGAUGAGGUGUAUCUGGGACAGAGGGACACCCCUGAAUGGACCACUGAUGCAACACCAUUAAAAGCCUUUGAAGAGUUUGGGAAGAGACUUUCAGAGAUUGAAGAGAAGAUCAUUGGAAUGAACAAUGACAAGCAAUGGAAGAACAGGGUUGGUCCAGUGAAGAUACCAUAUACCUUGCUUUAUCCUACCAGUGAAGGUGGUGGUGGAAUCACCGGAAAGGGAAUUCCCAACAGUGUCGCAAUAUAAAAAACUACUACAAAUCAUUUAGACAAAAUUGUUACCACGCAAAUGUCUCUUCUUUGUUAUGAUUCUCAACAUUAAAUAAAUUCAUUGAAAAUAA